Ixodes scapularis (black-legged tick) is the source of this 3475-nucleotide messenger RNA. RefSeq names its product septin-2. Lineage: Eukaryota; Metazoa; Arthropoda; Arachnida; Ixodida; Ixodidae. The record is from RefSeq and is a predicted model, not a curated record. Gene Ontology annotation, biological process: regulation of exocytosis; cytoskeleton-dependent cytokinesis. Bases 384 to 1550 code for a protein of 388 amino acids. Gene Ontology annotation, molecular function: molecular adaptor activity; GTPase activity; GTP binding. Gene Ontology annotation, cellular component: microtubule cytoskeleton; synaptic vesicle; cell division site. The transcript is spliced from 12 exons.
AUUUUGAUAUUUAGAAGAUAUUUGUGUUUUAUUUGGCAUGUGACGUUUAAUGCAAGGAGGUGUAAUGCGUCAAAACGCACCUGGUCGCCUGGCCACAACGAACAAGAACUGCUCUGCGGAGCUCUGCGGAGCAAGCCAAGCCAGCGGAGCAAGCGCCGUGCAUAAACAUAAACAAACGCAUCAUCGAAGGGCCGAGCCGCCGCAGCGGCCAUAACAAUAGGAGGCGGCAUUUAAAUGGCUCCCGGAGUCCCCGUUCUCCCACGCCCCUAGAAAAUGAAACCGCCCUGUCGAAAGUGAAGAGUUACCGCUAGCCUCCGGUUGUCCCGGUCCUGACUUGGCCUCGGACUCCGAGAGCAUCGGACGCUGGGACGAACAAAGCCGAGAUGCCCAGCACGGAUUUGCGGCACUCGCCAUGCCCGUCGGAGGGCGAAAUUGGCUUCGCCACACUGCCAGAGCAGGUCCACCGUAAAUCGGUCAAGAGGGGUUUUGAUUUCACCCUGAUGGUUGUGGGAGAAUCUGGUCUCGGAAAGUCGACGCUUAUCAACAGCCUCUUCCUGACAGACUUGUACGAAGAGCGCAAACUCCCAAAUGCUGAAGACAAGAUCGACAGGACGGUGCAGAUUGAACGCAAAACCAUGGAGAUUGAAGAGAAGGGGGUGCGGCUUCGGCUAACUGUGGUGGACACCCCCGGCUUUGGAGACGCCGUCAAUUGUGAAGAAAGCUGGCGCUCCAUUGACCGGUACAUAGACGAGCAGUUCAACCAGUUCUUCAAGGACGAGAGCGGACUCAACCGCAAGAACAUCGUGGACAACCGGGUCCACUGCUGCCUCUACUUCAUCCCCCCCUGGGGGCAUGGGCUGAGACAGCUUGACAUUGAGUUCAUGAAAAGGCUGCACCAGAAGGUCAACAUUGUUCCGGUUAUCGCCAAGGCUGACACUCUGACGCCGGCCGAGAUCAGAAACAUGAAGGGCAGGAUCCUGCGGGAGUUGGAGGAGAACCAGGUGACUGUGUACCAGCUGCCAGACUGUGACAGCGACGAAGACGAGGACAUCAAGCUACAGGACCGGGAGCUCAAGGAGAGCAUCCCAUUUGCGGUGAUCUCGAGCACCCAGUUGGUGGACGUGAACGGCCGGAGGGUGCGCGGCAGGCUCUACCCGUGGGGCAUCGUCGAAGUGGAGAAUCCGAAGCACAGCGAUUUCCUCAAGCUGCGGACCUUCCUUAUUAGCACGCACAUGCAAGACCUGAAGGAAGUGACCCGCGAUGUACACUACGAGAACUAUCGUGCCCAGUACAUCCACAAGAUUUCUCAACAAGCGGCCCGCGAGCGGGGGAAACAGGGCAGGGAUCCGGUGACCGCCACGACCUACGACGGGAUUUCGGAGGCGGAUCGCCUGCUGCAGAUGAAGGAUGAGGAGAUUCGGCGCAUGCAGGAGAUGCUGUCGCAGAUGCAGGAGAAGCUGCGCCAGACUAGCCACGACACCACCCCGGAGGCGUCCACCCCGGACCUGGACGCCCGGAGGAGCGACGGGGACAGCGUGGUCAACCUCUGAGGACCCUGCGGCGGCAAACACCCACUCUCUCUUCUGCUAUGGGCCCCACCCCCGCCUUUGGUCCCACCCUCCCUUCACCCAAACCACAAGGCCUGGAACGCAGCUUCGACUGGCACGUUUACCACAUCCAAAAAAGUGGUCCCUAGAUUUCCACCCUGCGACACUAGAAAAAUGUCACGUCUCCGGCCGCGGUCCCAGCGGUGUCGCGGCAGCAGCGGUGGAUAUGGCAGAUGCUUGUUCUGCUGCAGGUUUCUGACGAUCCACAGAAACUCCGGGAGCUCGGACGCUGCGACACUGGCGCUUGCUUCCGCCUUUUUCCAGAACCUCUACGACUAACCGCAGGGAUCGCGACAUCUGACAGCGUAACACUUUGGCUUUUGCAACGUCGCUCAUUGCCACUUUGGACCAUUUUCGAUGCUAGGGCGGCAUGGGACGUUACACAGUCAAGUUGGAGACGCGUUCCAGGUACCGUAGCCACGCCCUCCGAGUGAACUGCGACGAGGGUUUCCUUCACGCAGUCUCCACGCCCGUUCAAAGUGUGCGUUUUCCCGCCACGUCGACGUCUCGGGGCCUAUGGGUCGGGGUCAACAAAUGCCCUUCCACGACCGAGACUGACGUCGUGUCGCAGCUCGCUCGGAAGCGACGGCAAGACGUGUUGUCGUAGGGACAUUUAAUCAAAGUCCCGUCCCAACCUAUUUAUUUAUUUCCGUCGCAUUUCUCGCCAACCGGAAUCCGGUGGAUCCUCAGAGAUCCGACAAAAUAUACGGUUCAAUGGCGGCCGACUCGGCGGCGAUAUAAAGAAAUGUCGUCGUCGCGCAGUCCUCGAGGGUAUUUGACCGUUGUGGCGUGAGCUUGUCCUGAACUUCUUUUGUCUGCUUCACUGCUUGGAACCACGACUGGUAUUCCUUCUGUAAUCCUACCAGAUCACACGUAGUACUCUAGGAAUGCAUUUCACUUCUGCACAAGAUGUUGCACAGCAUUUGCGUUGUUGCCACCCUCCUGCACGACUUAUGGUUGACCUCCUCUUGACCCAAGGAGCCAUUACCUUUCUUUCGACUACCUACAUAUUUUCCCGUGUCCAGUGAUGUUUUAAGCGUAUAGUCAAGGUGUGAAUUAAGGAUACGUUGAUGCUUAAGAACAUAUGUGCUCAAUGUCAGGUGGGGGAUGCCCCCUCGCUUUUUUUCUGUACCAAAUAAGUGUGUAGGCCUCGCACACAGCAUGUGUGGGAUCAAAUACCGUGAGUAACUGAAUACGACUUUGUAAACAUACUAUAAAUUGACGGUGCACAACAUUCCGACAAUACCCUCGACUGGGAACUUCAGUUCGUUUUAUGGUAGCUAGAGUCAAAAUUGCGGGCAUCAGAGUUGCUCCAUAUGUGGCCACGGAAUACGUGCCAUUUUGGGAUCGUUCCAUUUGACGACUCCGAAACAAAACCAGACUCGGAAGGAAGGCCAUUCAGCUUUAUCCAUUGCGCCCCUGGGGAACAAAGUAGCAGUGUGUGCACUUGUUACCACAUGGCGUCAUUUAGCGACACCCCCUCCAGCUUGUCACGCUGUCCUUUGUAAAACGCUCCAGUUGCCUGCCUCUGUACCUAGUCACCGGACUGAGUGCUUUUCCCCCACAUCUACUCCAAAGACCAAAUCAAAGGCCUAUGCUUAGUUUAUUUAUAUAUAUAUAUAUGUCGAUCAUUUAGAAGCAUGACAUUCCAGAGAUUUUAUUUACUCCUUCCCAUUUACACUGACGUGCAGCUGUAUGUCAAUUAUACACCCUUUGCAUCGCUCUUCGUUUGACGGCGGAGCUUAUUUAUUCCGAAGCAGAAUCAUUUCCACUUCCGGCGAACAUCCAGCUCUGCAGAGUGGCAGUUCUCGAAACAUUCUGCAACCUAUGGGAACCAAGUCACAAUAAAUGCUUUCAUCCCAAAAAAA